CUAAAAAAAAAUUGCAGUUUCCCUAAGUAAAUCAGCAUCUUCUUGGCGUCUUCUCUCUUCUUCCUCAGCUCACUAUAAGGGUUCUGCCCCACCACCCCUCAAAUCUCUUGGAAGUUAUAGAUCUAUUAUUGUAUUUAAACCCUACCCAACAACUCAUAAAUCUUCAUAUUCUUGAUUUUUCUUUCACUUCCCAAUAUGAACCAGAAUCGUACUCGUUUAAUUUCUUCUAGAUCUUUGCAUAUCAUUUGCACCUACAAUCUCUAGCAUUCAUAAAAAUCUUGUCUUUUUUGUUUUAUUUUACUGCAAUUAAUCUGAUUAUGCUAUAUGGGUAUGAUGAAACGGACAAUGCGGCCAUUGUUCAGUGUAUUAUUGUUGAUUGCAGUGGCGGCUACACUUGUUUUUCGAAUUACCCUUCGUUAUAGCUCUAUUGAGUUGAAAAAUGAAUACCCAUUUGCUGGGAAGGCUCAAAAACCGGUUCUGAAUGAGACACUUUUGAAAUAUGCGUCUAUUGAUAUUGGGGAACCGCGGUUGAAGAAAGAGGUUGAGGAGUUAUUGGAAGGGAAUUUCAGAGGACAUAACCGACAUAGAUCAUUUCUGUCUUCUGGGAAGUAUCGUAUUGAUGUAAGUCCGAGGACAGCUAGAGGGGUAUCGGUGCAGCUCCGGUCACCGGAGUUUUAUCGCCUUUGGCAGAGUUUUAGGAGGAAUUUGCAAGAUUGGUUCAGAAAUAGGAAGCUUCCUAAGGAUGUGAUGAUGGAUUUGGUGAGUACUGUUAAGGCUCCUAUUGAUGGACAUAAUGGUUUAGUACGAUCAGAGAAGAGGUAUAAAUCAUGUGCUGUUGUAGGAAAUAGUGGGAUUUUGUUGAAGAGUGAGUAUGGGGAGUUGAUUGAUAGUCAUGAAGCUGUGAUUCGACUGAACAAUGCAAGAAAUAGGGGGUUUGAACAUAGAGUAGGUUCAAAGACUACUCUUUCAUUUGUGAAUAGUAACAUUCUGCAUCUUUGUGCAAGGAGGGAAGGUUGUUUUUGCCAUCCAUAUGGAGUGAAUGUGGCUUUAGUAAUGUAUAUAUGUCAGCCUGUGCAUUUCUUGGAUUACAUGGUGUGUAAUUCUUCACACAAAGUGCCAUUAAUUGUCACUGAUCCACGCUUUGACAUGUUGUGCGCUAGGAUUGUGAAGUAUUAUUCGUUGAAACGAUUUGUGGAGGGAACUGGGAAGCCUUUUCAAGAAUGGGCUCCUGCUCAUGAUGGAGCUAAUUUCCAUUACUCUUCUGGUUUGCAAGCUGUGAUGGUUGCUUUAGGUGUUUGCGAGAAGGUUAGUAUUUUUGGAUUUGGGAAAUCUGCUUCAGCUAAGCAUCAUUAUCAUACAAAUCAGAGGACUGAGCUGAAGUUACAUGACUAUGAUGCGGAGUAUGAUUUCUACCGCGAUUUGGUGGAGAGACAGCAGGUAAUACCAUUCAUCUCGGAGAGGUUCAAGUUUCCUCCUGUUUCUAUAUACCAGUGA
Molecule: messenger RNA, 1494 nt
Organism: Solanum stenotomum
Lineage: Eukaryota; Viridiplantae; Streptophyta; Magnoliopsida; Solanales; Solanaceae
Product: beta-1,6-galactosyltransferase GALT29A
Exons: 1
Coding region: 325-1494 (389 amino acids)
Molecular function (GO): sialyltransferase activity
Source: RefSeq, a predicted model, not a curated record